AAGAAUUAAUCUCUUCUUUCUUUCUCUCUCUCCUCUCUGGAAGAAGAAAGAAAAAAAUCCUGUUCUCCGAGAAAACACAUCUUCCAGUUCGCCCGCAGGCACCAGAAGUCUUCUUCUCUCUCUCUCUCUCUGUCUCUCUCAGAAGAAGAGAAAUCUCGACUUUCUUUCUCUAAAUUAUCCAGGAGAAACCUUUUAUCGUCUAGCAGAAGACGAAGAAGAAGAAGAAGGAAGGGGGGGAAGAAGGGAGGGGCGAUGCUGCAGCUUCUAUUCGCGAUCGCCUUCUCGGCGGCGCCGCUGACGCUGUACGUGCCUCCCAUGCGCAGCCUCAGCCUCUUCGUCGAGACUGUCGAGAUCUUCCUCCGAGAGGCCAUUCACCACACGGCCAGGGCUUACCCGCGUAUCCGCCUCGGCUACUCCCGAAUCAUAUCCUCCAUCCGACGCUCUCGACAACCCUAAAAGCAUAAUGGAAUAAGGAAGAAGAAGAAGAACAUCAGGACUCCAAGCCCCCGUGAUACUUACUUUAGGUAAACCUCCCAUUUCUCUCUCUCCCUCUCUGUCUCUAUUUGUUGGUGGGUUCAACAAAGAAUGUAUCAAAUAAAAGAACUUCCUCCUUUUGUGCUUUGGGUUUCAUUUUUUCAGGAAUUUUUGUAUACUUGGAGACCAAAUUGUGAAUUCCUGUGAUAAUCGGUGAUGGUGGUUGUAUUUGUUUGUGAAUAACCAAGCUUCUUUUCUUUUC
Messenger RNA from Nymphaea colorata (pocket water lily), 736 nucleotides. RefSeq lists its product as uncharacterized. The record is from RefSeq and is a predicted model, not a curated record. The transcript has a single exon. Bases 253 to 456 code for a protein of 67 amino acids. Lineage: Eukaryota; Viridiplantae; Streptophyta; Magnoliopsida; Nymphaeales; Nymphaeaceae.